Molecule: messenger RNA, 237 nt
Organism: Angiostrongylus costaricensis
Lineage: Eukaryota; Metazoa; Nematoda; Chromadorea; Rhabditida; Metastrongylidae
Source: the annotation of a GenBank genome assembly
AUGUUUGGCGCCACCAAUCCAUUAGUAUCUGCCCCAGGCACAAUACGUGGCGAUUUUUGCAUACAAACGCAUCGUAACAUUUUUUACGGGUCCGACUCAGUUGGCAAAGAAAGAUUGCACAUUGGUUUACGCCCUGGGAAAGAAAUGUCAAUUUCGUUACAAAAUGCUGCUAUUUUGGUUGCAAAAAUUUUAUAUGGCUCACGAAGAACUUUCAUGUACCGAAUGGGGAUGUUAUGA